CCGUAUUUUGGACAACAACAACAACAACAAAGUCAACCAGAGUAAACAACUUAAAAGGCUAACUAGGCAGGAAAAGGCUGAACAUGUAAACCUUAGGCUGAAAAUGGAUAAAAAUGGAGAUUUUCAUGUGUGUUUCCUCUGCAAUUCAAUCAUUCAAGGCCUAGAAAACUAUGUCCUUCAUCGGAAAAAGGAAUGCACAAAUAAGAACAUUAAAGAUUCUUCUACUUUAAAUGAAAAGAAUGAUGUCUCUACAAAAGAAAGCAGAGUAGUUGGCGCAAGCUCUCCUGACUGUCAUAAUGGCUCACCAUUUUCACCAUCAGCCACAGAACCCCAUCAAAAUGCUUCAAAUAUUCCAUGUGGCACACCUCCAAUCACAGAUGAUGGGAAAGCUGAUUCUUGUGGUCUGACUAAUGCCUUCCCAACAACUACACUUCCUGGGAAUGUAUGUUCAAAUCCAGAUAGUGGUCAUAUAUCUACAGUUUCACCCGAUAUUGAUGGUGGCGAUUUAAGUCCCAUACCCACAAUCCAAGAAACCUCAGAAUCUGUCAGUGACUCGUGCUUUGAAGAAAGUAAUGGAAACCAUGGCCUCCUAAGUACAAAAGCUACUAUGGGUUUUGACAAGCCAACUACAUGUAUUAUGAAAAAGAACAAGUCAAGGAAACCUGAAAAUGUAGCCAAUAGACAUAAUGAUCAUGGUCCAAACAGCUCUGGGCUGUGCAUUGAAAUAAAAAAGGAAGAUGAUAUAAAUGAUCAAACAACAGCUGAUAUUUUAUAUGACAUGACGUUCAACAAUGAUGAAGACAAACUCCCAGCCUACAGCAAAAAUGGAGUCCUCCAUAGCAGAAAUGACAACAAUGUUCGGAAUCAAGGGCUGCCUUCUGACACAGUCAAUGAAUUUGGUUUGAAUAAAGGUCUAGAAAAUUUUACCAGCUCUCCUUGGAAAAAAAACAGUACACAGAAGGAAGGGAAGUGUCAUACUGUUACUGAAAGAACAGGAGAAGAGAAUGCUGAUACCUUCUUGAUAACUAAUGAUGUUGAAAGUAUAAAAGUUGAUGAUGAAGCUGAAAAGAAUGAAGCCAAUUCAAAAUUUAACUCCAUCAAAAUGGAAAUUGUCAGUGAUGAAGAGAUUGAAAUAGAAGAAUCCGUUCAAGAUUCACUUGCACUGGCUGAUGUGGACAUUUGUCAUGUCUGUGAUAUGAAAUUCGAAAAUAGGUUGAUGGUGGCAAAGCACCUUCUGUCAAGUUACCAUAAAAGUAGGUCACUAGCUUACCCACAAGCCCAUUUAGAAAUGAUGGAAAAGUAUGAUGAAUUUGUUGUCAAAUUCUGUCCAUUUCAUUGUGCCAUUUGUAUAUAUUAUUUCAACAGCUAUGAAGAUUUUCAAGAACAUUGUCAGACUGCCGAUCACAAAAGCCAUUGCAGAGCUUUGUCAGGUGAAAUUGUAUGCACUCUCUGUGAUUUUAAAACUGGCAGUUGUACUGAUAUCGAGGAACAUUUGCUGUCUAUUGAUCAUUUAGAGGCUCUGAGGAAAAGCAAGAAGAUUUUUAUUCUGAAGGAACAACCGGAAGUCCCUAGAUGCAAACACUGUGGUUUGGAAUUCAGGUCGCAUGCAAGUGUUUUGCAGCAUAUGCAGCAGGAACAUGCUGUUAAGAAGCAAACAUCAAGAAAUGUAAGAAAUGGAGUCUGUUGCCCACAUUGUGAAAAGAAAUUGCCAUCGAAGGCUGCGUUAAAUAGACAUUUAUUGUUUAGUCAUGAAAACAGUCUGAAAACUAAGAACACAGAACAGAAAGAGGCUUUGACUCUUAAAACAAAAAUUAAAAGAACAGAAGUUAUCCAUGACAACCAUGACGCUGACACUGACAAAAUGAAAGAAGUUUCGGCAUCUGCUGGUGAUGAGCAGACAAGCCAUAUUGUGAAACAAGGGAAAAUAUCUGGUGAAAAAGCUCAAAUUGAUAAAAAUCAAUUAAAUAAAAUAAAAAUACCAACUGAUGAUAAUUCUGAUGGCGAUACUGAUAUUGUGCUUGAUAAGAAAACAGAGAAAAAAAGAAAGCCAAAACAACAAAAAUCGGAUAAACCUAAGAAGACUUUUAAAUGUGAUCACUGUGACUUGACUGUCUCAGGUUAUAAAGAAUUAGGGGAACACUACAAGGAUGAACAUGCUAAUGAAACAAGACGAUGUGAACCAUGCAACAAGGUGUUCUAUAGCGAGAAAGCUUACAAUGCACACUGCAUAAGCAAAAGUCACAAAGUACAAUCAACGUCCAACAUUUCUGGAGUGGGGUCAAAUGUUUUUGAGUGUGAAAUCUGCCAUGAGGGUUUUCCAGAUAAAAACUACCGCGACUAUCAUACAACAUACAUUCAUUUUCACCCGAGUGAAGCAAGCUUAAAAAAAGAGAGAGAAACAAACAGCAUCACAUAUGAGAAACAUAAGGAUUUCAUAGAUCAUAUGGAUGCCAACUGCACUAAAUCAGAAAGACUUUUGUGUCCGAUCUGUGGGGCUUCUCUGCAAAAGGCUACAAUGAUGGCUCACCUAAGAACGCAUACUGGAGAAGCGCCAUUUGUGUGCAAGCUUUGUACAGGAAUUGCAUUUUAUUCAAGGAAUGGUUUAAGAAAGCAUUUGUUUCAGCAUUACAUCAAGUCCAAUCAUUGUAAUAUAUGUAGUAAAGACUUCAAGUCACUAAGCGCUUUUCGGAAACACACAACUGUUCAUAUGGCCGUGAAGAGAGGAGAAAAACAUGUAUGUGAUGUUUGUGGAGUGACGUUUCCCCUCCUGACGAGACUUAUGACUCAUAAACUGAGGCACUCCGAAAAAUCCUUCCCAUGUGACUUUCCUGGCUGUCACAUGACUUUUUAUUUUAAUGGAGAACGUACAAGACAUAAAAAAGAGGUGCACGAAAAGGAGAAAACUUUCUUGUGUGACUAUGUGCAUACGGUACAACAGCAAGGUAUAAGCUAGAGAGACAUAGGAAAACGCAUAUGGGAGAGCGAAAAUUCCCGUGUGAACAUUGUUCAUACAAGGCGGGAAAUCUCACACAUUUAAAACGGCACAUGAGGAUCCACAUUGGGGCUAAGCCUUUCCUAUGCCCAUAUUGUAACUACGCC
Mya arenaria is the source of this 3099-nucleotide messenger RNA. Its product is annotated as zinc finger protein 729-like. Bases 104 to 2953 code for a protein of 949 amino acids. The record is from RefSeq and is a predicted model, not a curated record. NCBI's taxonomy places the organism in Eukaryota, Metazoa, Mollusca, Bivalvia, Myida, Myidae. The transcript is spliced from 3 exons. Gene Ontology annotation, cellular component: nucleus. Gene Ontology annotation, molecular function: RNA polymerase II transcription regulatory region sequence-specific DNA binding; DNA-binding transcription factor activity, RNA polymerase II-specific. Gene Ontology annotation, biological process: regulation of transcription by RNA polymerase II.